Messenger RNA from Neolamprologus brichardi, 2405 nucleotides. RefSeq names its product vesicle-associated membrane protein 3 (cellubrevin) (gene vamp3). NCBI's taxonomy places the organism in Eukaryota, Metazoa, Chordata, Actinopteri, Cichliformes, Cichlidae. Gene Ontology annotation, biological process: vesicle-mediated transport. Gene Ontology annotation, cellular component: membrane. The record is from RefSeq and is a predicted model, not a curated record.
AAAAACCGCUGGUACGGCUGGGACUGUUACGGCUUGACAGUGAGUGCCCAAGCAAAAAUCAGCAGCGGUGUCGUUUGAGGAAAUUUCGGUUUGCAAUGUCAGCAGUUGGUCCAGAAGGUUCUGCCGCAGCGGCCGGCAAUAAGCGCUUGCAGCAGACGCAGGCCCAGGUGGAUGAGGUGGUGGACAUUAUGCGUGUUAAUGUGGACAAAGUGCUGGAACGUGAUCAGAAGCUGUCUGAACUGGAUGACCGAGCCGAUGCACUCCAGGCUGGAGCCUCCCAGUUUGAGACCAGUGCAGCUAAGCUGAAAAGGAAGUACUGGUGGAAGAACUGCAAGAUGUGGGCGAUCCUGAUAGCUGUCAUUGUGAUCAUCAUCGUCAUCAUUAUUAUCUGGAAUUACUCGUAAGUAAGCAACAGGAGGAGGAGGGGUAGAAGACACGAUAAAGAAGAGAAGUGGAGCUAUGUGACUCGUGUCUCAGAGUAGCUCCACAUUUUCCACCUCUACAGGGGUCUUCAUUCUUUGUCCUGGAUUGCCCUGUGUGUGCGUGUGUGAUUGCUUAUGUGCCUUAGUCACAGUUUUAACCUAUAACAUAACAAAAUUCCAGACAUUACUAGGAUAUACACAUACCAAAGAAAACAAACAUAUGUACAGAAAUGUGUUUAUUGAUAACUUUAUAACUUGACUAAAUCCCAGUUAUAAAUAUGAGUCUAAACAGACUUUGGCAGAACACACACACACACACACACACACACACACACAUACUCAAACCUUAAGACUAGAAUUGAAGAACAUUGUAAACUCUCCUCAACUUGUAUUUUUCUAUUUUAUUAACAAUUGUUUGAUUGCGUGUGCCAGGCUAAGAGAAGUGCCUUUAAGGAUUAGCUGUUCAGUGGUAUAGUUUAGAUUGUAACAGUAAUCCUGCGUAUGGUGGAAGAGAUGCCCCUUCCCAGAUUUAAAAUAUUUCUGCUCUUGAUAGUGUAACACCAGUAUUUUUUUCCUCUCUCAUGCUUUUUCUUACUUAAUUGGUCAGCUUUGCAAAUAUUAGUGAAAUCUAAUUGCUCAUUUUAUUUCUGCACAGGGUUAAGUGCUGAUCAGGUCCAAUGUUUAAAAUGUUAAUGUUAGAGCUGAAUGAAGAGGAAAGUCAUUCUGACAACACAAAGCUUACUGGUAAUGGGUAACGUACUGUUGAACCACCUCACUGUGUCCAUUCCUGUUCAUGUCAUUUUCAGGCAGUAAUUGGGAUGCAGUAAGUUUGCAUGAGCUUGUGUUUAGAUUAAGUGCUGAUCAUGUUUACUAUAAGUAGCAUCCACAUUGCCUGACAGAUUUGCCAUAAAAUGUAAAAGGAAAAAAAAAAUUACACACACAGAAGUGCCAUCAUGAGGUAUCAAGAGAUGAAUUAUCUCAAUUAGUUGCUCUUAAGUGUGGCAGAAAAAUGGCCUUUAUGUAAUAAUAAUGAUCAACAAUUAAGAAGAAAGAAAAUCUGCAGUUUAGCUUUAGACUUUGAUAGGUGUCUCCAAUGGAGAACAGCCAAAAAUGCAGCCAUACCUUCUGAACACAUGUACCAGCCAGCCAGAGAACGAGUAGUGCCUUGUGAGCUCCCUGUCCAGCAGAUACUGUGCAGCUAGCCUGUGCUAUCAGUUGAAUUUAACCUUUAAUAAAGACCUUUGGAUCAACGCCAGUGUGAAGAAACAUUCUUGUUGAUGCACAAUGCUUCUAACACAAAACAAUUAAAAGUUCUAACAUGCCAUAUUUGUCAUACAAUUAUUUGCAUUCUGUUAAAUGUAGAGUUGAUCAUAGUUAGGCUAUAGUAUGUUUUUUGUGAUGUUCAGGUCAGUACUGCUGAGCAUCAUGGGUGAUAUAGAGUGGAAAUAUUUUGUUGGUCCAUGGCAUUGUGAUACAUGUGACACUAACACUGGAUUUGGGAUUGCUUUGUAUAUUAUUUUCACUCUGUUUGGUAUUUAAAGCUCCUGUUUUAGGUUACAGUUUCAGGAUUUUUUUUUUCUUGACUUCUAGCAAUCAUUAGCUUUUUUCCCCCCCCUCAUACUUCUUGCGUGUUUCUGAUAACAAAAUUAACACUAACACAAAUAUGUACUCACCCGCACCCCCUUUCUUUCCCCCCCCCCUUUUUUUUUGUUAAGCAUGUAGGUUUAAUCAGACUGUAGCCACAACUAAAAUUUGUAGGCAUGGAAAUGCUUUUAUGGGCCAGCUUUUUAUUAACCAUACAUGGAAUUGUCAACCUCAUCCUUCUUCUUUUUUUUUUUUUUUUCCUUUUUUGUCCACGGAAUUUAAGAUCUUAUAACUUCCAAGCCUUGCUUCACUUUUGGGAAUGUACGUGGAAAUAUGUGCAAUUCUGCUCCGUGGGCCCUAAAUUUAUUUUUGCUUGAAUAAAACUGAUGUUAAAUCAAA